Molecule: messenger RNA, 2450 nt
Organism: Eremomyces bilateralis CBS 781.70
Lineage: Eukaryota; Fungi; Ascomycota; Dothideomycetes; Eremomycetales; Eremomycetaceae
Exons: 2
Coding region: 399-2162 (587 amino acids)
Source: RefSeq, a predicted model, not a curated record
GGGCAGCGCAGCAGUCGUGUCACGGAGUAAAGGCUGAACCAGAUCCUCCUUCAAUAUGCGGCCGCGUCGUGCCUACUUACAGACACCUUUUUAGCUAUACAUCUCAUCUCUACCUCUUCCAUCUAUUGUCAUUUGUGCAUCUCAUGUCUUCAAGUCUUCUAUAAUUCCAUUCAUCGUCUGAUUGUGGGUGGAGUGUAUGACAUACUUCGCUACGUCAACCCCCCGCCAUAGAUACACUGAAAUCUCCCCCCACCUCCCUAAAGACGGAAUUCCUUACCCCUGAAUUCGCCGAUUCGGUGGCAGCCACUGGCAGCAAAAGCCAAACCGUCGACGGAGAAACAUCCCUGGUCCCGUCCGAGGCAGCAGAUGCCCCGGAUGGUCCAUGAUCCAACGUCUGGAUGCAACUCAUCAGCAACCAUGGCUCGUCGACAUCCAAUAUCAAGAAGAGCCUCCACUCCUCCACACGUCCCUCUCCUCCGACCGACCUCCGCAUCACCGUCGCGUCUCCAGUGAUCUCCGAUCCAUGUGAUCCUGGACCAAGUCCACCCGUCAAAUAUUCCCCUUCCAUCCACUACAAACCCAUCCGACGCUCCUCUCAGCGUCUCGGUAUCCCCUCCGGCGUCGCAGGACUAGGGAACAGCAUCCGCCGCUCUGCAUCAUUUCAUUCGGGAUCUCCUUAUUCUCAACGCACCAAAAGUGCUCGUUCCCCAUUAUCCGCGACAUUUCCCCGCGAGAACAGCGACUCCGUGCCGCAACAGGCCCCUCCCAGUCCUCGAUGGAGCAUCUCCCGCCCCGACAUUAGCACCCGCAAUCUCAGCGCCUCCAGCUCUUCCAGCAGCAAGAAGAGCACCACCGACACCCUUUUUGGCACUCUUGCCCACCUCGCCUCCACAUCCGUCACGGGUCUCCGCGCACGGCAAUCCUCCAGCAGUGCAUCCAGCUCCGCAACACCUACACCCCCGGAAAGCUUUCAUCCCCACCGCAGCACGUCAAACGCGUCGACAAUGGCGUCGGUGCAGAUGCGGGCGCCAUCGGUGUCGACCCGUCCUCCGGGGACGGCACACUCGAAUAUGAACUUUGCCAUGGGUGCGAUGCCAACCGCCUCAGGGCAGGCCGGGACGACGGCGAGUCCACUAACGGUGGCACAACAUAUCCAUGAUCUGGCGUCGAAGCGGAUAUCGACGUUGGAUUAUUUGCGAAAGGCUCAUGAAGGCCGGAUAUACUGGUUUAACACCAUCCUAUUCACCACCCUCGAUCUCUCCAAACUCUCUUACUUUGCCCCCGCCAAACUCGCCCGCCGCGCCACCGCCUACGUCCUCCUCGGCUUCUCCCUCCCCGCCCUCCUCGACCUCAACGGCUCCUCCGCCCCCGAAUACCUCCGCGCCCUCAACUCCCUCCUCUCCGAAUUCGACUCAUUCCUCGAGAAACAUGGCGGCAGCGACACCGGCGGCAGCAGCUCCGGCUUCGGCGGCAGCCUCAGCAAAGGCCGCGUCCAGCAGAUGUUCAAGCGCGGCAUGCAGGGCGUCUCGAAAGGCCGUCGCGCCAGCGCCGCCACGGAUACCGUGUGGGCGGGCAUCGAGGGCGCGGCGAUGGGCGGUGCGAACAGCGCGACCAGCCCGCAGGACGAGACAGCUUCGAAUUCCACCACGCCGCUUGAUCCGCAUCCGCAUCCCGAGGCGUACACCAUCCAGCCGGCGACGUCGACGACGGAGAAGUCGACCACUCAGCCCGCCGGGCCGUUCCACCCGCACGCGUCCCCGUUCGACCCGUCCUACGCCCCGAGCCUCACCGGCGCCGAGCACCAUUCGCAUCUGCUGGUCAUACCGCUGCCAUUCCCGCCCGACUACUAUCAGGCGUUCAGCACGCUGUGCGAUUGUCUGAUCGACGUGUAUACGCGGAUCAUGGACCUGGUGCCGUCGCCAGAGGCGUUGAUGUCGAGGGAGCGGGAAGGCUCGAUUUCGGGGGGCGUGGGAGGGCAGGGUGCGGCAAUGGAUUGGAGGGAGAAUGCGGGGAUGAUCGGGGAGUUGUUCGCAAAGACGGAUACGAAGGUUAAGAAGCUGUUAGUCGCGGGAGUGGUGAGGGAGUUCGAGGAGGCGAGUCGGUCGGGUGUGAGGGGGGAGUUGAGGGGUGUGGGGAGAGUGGUGUUGGGGGGGUUGAUGUAGAAACGACAUCGAGAGAUGGGACAUAUGAAGGGGUAUUUACGACUUGUGGCAUGAUCAGGAUAGGUUAUUUUUCGGUGGGAUGGGCUUCUGAUGGCGCUGCAUUGGGCUGGACGUUGUGCUUGAAUGAAGCAUAGAUCGGCGUAUAUCAUAAAUGAACCUUUGAGAAUCCUCCACAAUUUCGACGCCAUGAGUUUGGUUUUCGAUGAAGGAUUGCACUCGGUAUGACCUACUUUCAGAGUCAUGCACCAGACCUCGCGCUCUCAGCACACUCAAAUAACUGGAAUUCUG